Molecule: messenger RNA, 1050 nt
Organism: Carassius carassius (crucian carp)
Lineage: Eukaryota; Metazoa; Chordata; Actinopteri; Cypriniformes; Cyprinidae
Exons: 5
Coding region: 81-890 (269 amino acids)
Source: RefSeq, a predicted model, not a curated record
AUCUUCGCUGAUGUUCAUCAGAUGAGGAAGAGAACCGACAGAAUCAACACACUUAUAAUAAUACCUGAUAACUGAUCAAAAUGUCCUUCAGUAUGUGGGUUUUCACUGUGCUUUUCAUCAGUAUGGAGGAUCUUGUGAAUGGCGAUGAGUUACAGACUGUGAUGGAGGGAGAUGUUCUCACUCUACACACAGGAGACACUGAGAGUCUCCGUGAAGUGAUGUGGCUGUUUAAACAAGGUGAUCAAACUGUUCGUAUCGCACAGAUGUAUCAGGGUUAUGAACCCUUUUAUGAUAAGAGACUAACCAGCAGAGUGAAAAUGAACCCAAAGACUGGAGCUCUGAGCAUCUGGAACAUCAGCAGCAGCGACUCUGGACUUUAUCAAGUUUCUCUCCACAGUGGAUCCGUCUCAGAGAAAAGCUUCAGAGUGGACGUUUACAGGCCUGUUUCUGCGCCUGUCAUCAGGUCUCUUGUUAGUGUAAACCAAACUCAAGGUACAUUAAAGCAGUCACAGAAGAUGGAGGAGUUCUGUUCUGUGUUCUGCUCAGUGAAAAAUGACAGAGGCGUCUUCAUCUCGUGGUAUAAAGGAGGAGAAAUCCUGAACCAGUCCAGCAAUCCUGAUCUCAGCAUCAACCUCAGUUUAUCAUUAGAGCUUCAUUAUAAUGAUCCAGAGACCUACAGCUGUACAGCUGUGAAUCCAGUCAACAAUAAGAGCAUCCAUCUUCACAUUAAAGAGAUCUGCCCACGACAGGAAGAUUGUCUGCAUCACUGUGGUGUAACUGAGGCUCUGGUUCGUCUGGUUCUCUCUGGUCUGCUGGGAAUCGUCACCGUUAUCUUUCUGUUUGAGCAUCUGAGGUUCAGCUCAUUUCGAGGAGGAGCUGCUUCUGCGUGAUGAUGGAACAGUUAUGAGUCACACAAUGGCCAAAAACAUGAUGGUGAUGGAAUGCUACAAGAACUGUUGGCAGUAAGGCUGAAAGUGUAACUUGAGGGCACCAUUUGGGACAGGGCCAUAAAAUGUCUCAAAUCAUUUUGACAAUGAAGUUGGUGUUCAG